Molecule: messenger RNA, 2786 nt
Organism: Bradysia coprophila
Lineage: Eukaryota; Metazoa; Arthropoda; Insecta; Diptera; Sciaridae
Product: nuclear receptor binding SET domain protein-like
Cellular component (GO): nucleus
Molecular function (GO): histone methyltransferase activity; protein binding
Source: RefSeq, a predicted model, not a curated record
ACAUUUCGUACCCUUCGUCGAUAACAAAAUGAGCACUCUUCAUUCGGUAUGUUUCUAGUUGCUGGUGUGUACACCGUCUUAUGUACAUUAUAUACGUACAACAAAGCAAAAUUUUGCGGUAGAACCGGCGACACUAACACUCACAUUCAGUCUGCAUUUAGCGCGCGAGUCGUGUGAACGAAGGAACACAUUACGCAGACUAAUAGGAAACUUUAAAGUUUAGCAAUUUUCCUGGCGAAAUGACUACUCAAUUACCCAUCUAUUCUGGACAAUUAGUAUGGGCUUUCAACUCUACAUAUCCGUAUUGGCCCUCGAUUGUGUGCGCUUCGGAAUCGGGAGACAUUGAAAAUACGAACAAUGGCAGAAAGCCAGCCGUUCAUGUGAAAUUAUGCGCAAAUCGAAAAAGUGAUUGGAUCCAGUUGGAUAAUGUUUUUGAGUUCACUGGUUAUGAGUCCUAUGUGACCAGGAAGAGGUGUCUGGAAUCUAUAUUGCCCAAAGAUGACUUUCACAAAGCGUUCGACACUGCGAACAAUGAGGUUUGGCGUAGGGCUGUUGUUGAAGCAACAUUCAUUUGGAGUAAGGAUGCAAACUGUAGGCUCGGCAUUUUCGAGACCCUAAAUAUACUUGACGACAUUAGCUAUGAGUUAACUAAAAUUGCGUCCAACAUUACAUUUGAAGACGCAAAUACAGAACCACCGAAAAACACAGGACAAGUCCAACGUCGCCUAUCUCGUCGUUUAAUUCCAACGUUAAAAGCGUCCAGUAAUGGCCGUCGUUCAGAACCACAAAAAACUACCGCAGAGCCCGAACGUCGUGCUAGAACCUCACUUCUACCCAACAAACCACCUACUAAACCGCCGAGUAAAUUCGAACUGUUUGAAACCGAUCUGCUAACGUAUCAAAUAGAUUUAUAUCCAAAAGACAUAUUGUUUCAAGGCGCGCGUGUUGGAAAUAUUUGCAAGAUCUGUUACUCGAUAGAUGAUACGGACGAUGGAGAUUUAGUCAAAUGUUCAGCUUGCGGGGACUAUGCCCAUAAUUCUUGCUUGAACAACAAUAAUGACGAGAGUUAUAUACAAUUAGCUGAACAGGACGAUCCGAAAGAAAGACGAAAAUCAUCCUCAAUCAGAAUCAUAAUUGAAAAGAAGGUUUUGUGCUUUGAAUGCCAGACACCGUCCAGAUGUUUCGCUUGUAAGGAAGUGACCGAUACACAAUUGAAGAAAUGUGAUGUUAAAUCCUGCAGUCGUCAUUAUCACACUGAAUGUUUGGAUAGUUGGAAGCAAAUCGAACUCACCAACUCGAAAUUGAAAUGUCCGUUACAUGUUUGCCACACGUGUUACCCAAUCAGGAACGACCGUACGACGACGACAAUGAAAUUUACAUUCUGUGUUAAAUGUCCCACUGUAUACCAUCUGGAUUCAAACUGCAUUCCGGCCGGUACUAUAAUUUUAACCGAAAAACAGCACAUUUGCAUCCGCCAUCGGUGUGAAACGCGGCACUUAGUCCCGAACCUGGAUUGGUGCGCGCGAUGUGGUGAAGAAGGAAACACAUUAAUUUGCUGUGGUUCCUGUCCGAAAACGUUUCACAUGUCGUGUCUAAACACAUCAGAAGUGUCACACCCGUUUUUAUGCGAGGACUGUGUCAACGCAAACAAUCCGUUGUACGGACAGAUGAUAAUUGCCAAAUAUGGGAUGCAUCCUUGGUGGCCAGCUGUAAUAGUUCCAGAAUUUAAGGUUCCCGCUCAUAUGCACAAAAAAUCGCCGAAGGCUCACGAAUUUUGUAUCCGUUUCUUUGGUGCCUACUCAUUUGGAUGGAUACGUCGCAGCUCUGUUCAUUUUUAUUCGAAGGACGAAGCAGACAAAUUUUUGAUUAAUGGCGAUCAAAAACAAGCAAAAGCCUUCAAGGAAGCGGAAAAUUGGUUCGAUAAGACACAGAAGAGGGACAGUAUUAGCAGUACUAGUAGUAACAGUAACAACAACACCAUAGUCAUCAAUUUGGAAAGAAAUGAAAAACAAUCGAGUCCACAACCACCACAAUACGCUAAAGUUACUACUGUCCAUGCUGUGGCACCAGCAAAACUAAUUAAAUCUAAGGACGGGCCAUGCAAGUGUUCUUGUACCCCAGACGACCUGUGUGGACUAACAUCAAAUUGUGAGAAUCGUGAUAUGUACAUCGAGUGCGACCCUAUGUACUGUGGUUCGAAUUGCAAUAAUCAGUGCUUCGAACGGAAAAUAUUUGCUGCCGUGAAGGUGAUUUUCAUGGAUGAGAAAAAAGGUUUCGGAUUAGUUGCUGACGAAUUCAUCAAUGCCGGGCAAUUGGUGAUAGAAUAUGUCGGCGAAUUGAUCACGGAAAAUGAGCUCGAACGUCGAAAAAGUCGCAAACAAAAUCGGCCCGGAGCGCAACAUUACUAUUUCAUGACCUACACAAAGGGACUGUAUAUCGAUGCGGAGAAAAAAGGCAACGAAUCUCGCUUUGUAAACCACUCUUGCGUACCGAAUUGUGAAACGCAAAAAUGGACCGUGAACAAAGUUGAUCGCAUUGGGUACUUUGCACUGAAGGACAUUGAGAAGGGUACGGAAAUUACAACGAACUACGGUUUUGGCCGUGGAGAAUUUCAUCAAUGUUUUUGUGGUGAAAAUAAAUGCAAGGGAGUUAUUGGCGAUGGCAAUUUGACAAAAUGAUUGUCGUGACGUAUUUUUUAACUUAGAAAUUAUUUUAUCUUUUAUUUAGUAAAUUUUUUGUAAAUUGUAGAAACGUAAACUGACAAAUUAAAUUAUUUACACAAAAAA